This is a messenger RNA of Phanerochaete carnosa HHB-10118-sp, 3773 nucleotides long. RefSeq lists its product as uncharacterized. Lineage: Eukaryota; Fungi; Basidiomycota; Agaricomycetes; Polyporales; Phanerochaetaceae. The transcript is spliced from 4 exons. The record is from RefSeq and is a predicted model, not a curated record. Bases 232 to 3564 code for a protein of 1110 amino acids. Gene Ontology annotation, molecular function: protein binding.
AGGUGUUCUCGCUGGGGCGUCAAGCGAUCCCUCGCUGUAAUUAUCAGAACUUGCGCAGGCUGAUACGGUAGCCCUCCGCCGGCACUUCUCGCUUCCCCUCGUCACUUCUCUCUUCGUCCCUCGUCGAGCCUCUUCAUCUCCUCCCUUUACUGUGCACAUUUGCCUUGCCUUUCCUUUCCUUUCCUUUCCUCUCUCCCGACGGUCUCCCCGCCCGCCACUUGCACCGUAAACAUGAGUGCUCCCGCGGGUGGCAGCGCGACAAGCAGCACGCCUCCCGCGCUCCAGGAGGCGACUGCACGCUCGACCGCACUCUGGCAGGACGACCUCCAGGCGCUGUUUGAGCAAGCUAAAGAUCGCUAUCCUGAUGUUGUUUGGGAGCUUUUGGACGAAGACGAUUCAAAGGGCGCGCGCACAGAGGAGGUCUGGGGUCAUAAAGCUAUUGUCUAUGCCCGUGCGCCACCGUCGUUCCAGAGCCGAUACUUCCAGUCAAGACCGGCUCCGACCCAGUCGCCAUAUCCAUACUCUACGUCGCCCAUCUCAUUACCUGCGCAAUCGGCUCUAUCACUAGCCCUUGGCCACGACUUUGGCGCAAUAUCACGGUCGCCAUCUCCUUUCCGCGCUAUUUCACCGUCACCAUCUACAAAUCUUGGCGGGAUCCUGCGACUAAACGCGCAUAUCAAUGCAACACUAUUCUCGAACGAACUCGAAUACCUUUACACGGGCAAGGGCUUAGGAGAGGCUUUCGAGUUCUUAUUUGAUUCUGGUGAAUCUCAGGAAGAAGGAGAUGGCGAGGACGCCCGGACGGACAAGCUACGCAAGGAUCUUGUCUUCAUGUGGCGAUCUCGUCUCUACUCUGACGUCCGGAUCGCUCUUACAGGCAAUUUCUCCUCGUCCAAUCACGAAAAUGCGACUGCCAUAUUCUCCUCCCACCGAUUUAUCCUUGUAUCGCGCUCCCCUUAUUUCCGUACACAACUGCUUCAAUGGGGUGUGAAGCAGACCGCCGGAGAACCGCUCACGCUCACCUUGCCUUCACCACCGUUCACGCCCGCUUCCCUUCAUUUUACUCUCGGAUACAUCUAUACUGGCACCCUAGUUUUCUCCCAUCGUACUUUCGACCUCGACACUGCUUUUCACAUCAUGCGUUCGGCAACGUACCUCGGUCUUGACGCCCUGUACGACGAGAUUCAGGCGCGCAUUGUCCAAGAGAUGAUGCAUGGGCUCUUCCAUGCCUUCCUUGAGUUCUCCGAAUACGAAAGCAUCACUGGCGGCAAGUGGGGCGCUGGCGGCUGCAAGUGCCGGCAGUGUGCUCGACGCGCUCCGCGCGUACUCGAGUUCUCGCUAUUCGAUGACGUGAAGAAUCCGCAUCUCGAGCGAGGUGCACGUCGCGCUCUAGUCGGACUUUUCGGAGAAGGCUGGUGCAACGCAGAGUUCGCGCGUCUCACGCAAAAGACGCGAGACGGCUUGCUGAAGGGUCUCGUGAAGCGCACGACACCACUCAACGUGUUCCCACUACUAUAUGCCGCGCAGGUGGGCGUGAAGAAGCUCGAGGGAACUACAGAGCCAUGGGCUGAAAUAUCCCGGGAUAUGCUUUUCGCUGCGCGCAAGAUGAUUGAUGAAGUGCUGUGCACUCAGGCGGCGGAGUGCUUUGAGCAGGACGAGUGGCUCGAGAUCAUGGAAGCGGAUGGUGCGCAUUUCGAGGACGGAGAGAGGGUUGAGUGGGUCAUGGAUGCAGUUCGCCGGGGCAUGAGCGAGAAGAAUGCUGCGACGCUCUAUCAGACUUUGGUGUCAUCAAUUCUCCUUCGCCCUCACACCACAGAGCCCGAUCAAGCUAUGCUUUCAGCAACUUCACAUGUCAGAGUCCAGGUCGAACAGACCAGAAUGGACAUCCUACGUUGGAUGCGGAGGCGUUGGGUAGGUGUGAAGCAAGAAGGUGGCUUCGACAAGUUGGAGGAUUGGGCUCUGGUCGAGAUUGCACAUGAAAUUGACGUGAGGCAGGAAGAACUUCUCAAUCCCAACGGACCUCCUGCAACGCCUACUGGCAAGCCACGCAGCGGGCCUAAAGCAGUGGCUGAAGAUGACAACCACAGCAUAUACUCGUUGAGAUCGCCUCCUUCAAACCGCAACACGACACGGGUCGCAGGUGACGUCGCUAGGGCGUCUGCGGCGUCCGCAAGGUCUGUUGCGCGAAGCACGCACUCUACCGUCUCCCGCACAUCAACUGCUACCCGCAGGAUAAUCAAUAUAGCUGGACCCCGUCCUGAUUACAAGCUUACGCCAGGUGCUGGCUCUUCCAUAGCCAGUUCAGCGCGCUCUUCACGCGAUUCCACCUCAAUACCUCAUGCGACUCCUAGGCAGACACCCACGCCCCGGAGGCAUGCAUCUGCUACUGCGUCGACAAGUGAUAUACCCGCACGAUUACGGUCAUCUGCUGCAUCAGCGAAGUCUGCAGUCUCGAGGGCUUCGACAGUACGGAAGACUGCGGCGAGCCCUUCCAGCUUGCAUUCGCCCUCAGGCCUUUCUCGACCAAAUUCCACCAUGUCGACCACCAGCGAUAGCUCAACCAACUUCGAGACGGCUAAGUCUGACAUCACUCCAAGUACAGCUGCACGCUCCAGAGCCGUAUCAAGCGUCUCAGCUACCAGUGUUCGUACGGCAGCUACCUCAUCGCCAAGAGCCAGAGUGUCCUCGGCUGCAUCCAGGAUCUCUGCAAUGUCCACAGGCGCUAAUGCGAAUGGCAAGCGAGCACCGUCAUCGCUUGCCGACAGCAAAAGGCUCUCCCCUAUUGCGUCCAAAAGAUCACUCUCCAAUUCAUCUACUCGUUCAUCUGUAGCAUCAACCGUGUCAACUGCCACCGCGACCAGCAAAUCAACAUCCCGGAAGUCCGCGAGCACCAUUCCUCCGCCAGUUCCACCGAAAGGUGAUCGAUCAUCAAGAUCGUCUACAACUGACCGGAAGGCGACUGUAAAGGCGAGACCGAAAUCGUCGUCGCACUCCAAGCAACCGAGUACGGCUAGCGUGAGGACUGUCAAGGGUUCAUUAACGCGCAAGAACUCGUCAGACACAAUCACAGAUCGGUCAGCGGUAGGUCUGUCGUUAAACGACCGAACUGAGUCGCCUCGAGGCGCAACGCUUGAGAUUGGCAUCCCGUGCAUAAUCUCUUCCAAAAGAGCUCGGUUCCGCGCGUAUGCACGCUACAUUGGCGAAGUCGAGGGCGAGGUGGGCCCAUGGGUCGGCGUUGAAGUGCCAGUCGGCGAAGAUUGGCCGGAGGAGAAGCUCGAGGGACGACAGUGGAACGACGGUACGUGGGGCGGAAUACGCUACUUCGAUAUUGGCGCUACGAGCGAAUGGGACUAUGCCGACAUUCGACGGCGACGCGUAGAUUGGAGCGGCAACAUGGCGGGCCAUGGCAGCGGCCUGAAGCGCGAGGGCGACCAGCUGAGCAUCGACCGCUCGAAGCGGUUGCGCAGCGUCUCACCCGCGAUAUCAGACACCUCUAACACCGAGUCUCGAGGGCUCUUUGUGAGGCCUCAGCAAGUUCUCUACGUUGUCGACGCUGUAGCGUAACCGAUCUCGACUGUGCGACUGGGGCAUUUUGGCGUAUGCUCAUCCCAGAAGAUGGUCCAUACAUCUGAUACCACUGUUUCGCUGCUUGAUAUCCUUAGAACCAUGCACUCUUCGCUUCGCUUCUCUUCCUUUGUUUUGAGAUUCAUCUGCUUGCUACAAAGCUACCACAUUCGUUGUUUUUAAUGCCACUAUUUGCGUGAUCGUUCAGU